Zasmidium cellare ATCC 36951 is the source of this 1689-nucleotide messenger RNA. RefSeq lists its product as uncharacterized. Bases 1 to 1689 code for a protein of 562 amino acids. The transcript has a single exon. The record is from RefSeq and is a predicted model, not a curated record. Gene Ontology annotation, molecular function: protein binding. NCBI's taxonomy places the organism in Eukaryota, Fungi, Ascomycota, Dothideomycetes, Mycosphaerellales, Mycosphaerellaceae.
AUGGACCCCCUUGCACAGCUCCCCUCCGAACUCAUCCUGCGAAUUAUCGAAUUCACGCCCACGGCCAGCCUCGCCGCUCUAACUCGCCUCAACCACAGCUGGAACUCUUUCAUCGACGAAACCCAUCAAGAAGCAAUAUACUCCACCCCAGGCCGAACAUAUCACCCUCUUGGGGUAAGAGAUUUCACCUCCCUCAAGCAAGACGGCCGAUCCUUCUCGAAGUACUACGACAACAUCACGUCAUGCAAAGAUCUAUGUCGCCGCCAAACUCUCCUCUCAAAGAACUGGAGCCAUGAACGGCCUCUGACGAAGGAGAGGAUCAUUCGAGUCGGCAACGACCCCAUCUGGCGCUUCCGCCCGGAUUUCCAACGCCGGGUCAUUCUGAGUACGUCCCAUUCUGGCGGGUUGAAUGUCAGCGAUAUGGAUUCCGGUAGGCUUUUGUGGAGUCUGGAUAGAGACGUCGUUCGCCCUUUCGCGCAUCUUGAAUAUGCUGAUGGAAUUGCGUGUUGGGACUGCGAGUGGGAGGGAGUGGAAGUUUGGAGGAUUGGACGGGAGGGUGGGGAGAAGGUCAAGGUGCUGGGGCAUGAUGUUAUGACGAGGGGGUUUCAGUUGAGUUGUUUUGGAGAUGGGGAGGGGAAGAAGUGGUGUCUUUGUGUGGUGAGCAGUGAGGGGUGCGGGUUUGUGUAUGAGGGUUUGCGAGGGGAUUUGGAGUUGACGAGGAGGAUUACUAUUCCGACGGGGGCGGUGGGGCAUUUGGAUCAGGAUGAGAGUGUGGUGGUUUACUCGAUGGGGAAUGAGGGGUAUUGGUUUUAUGAGAAGGGGAGUGGGGAGAAUUUGGGCGUUUUGGAUCCUGAGCAGGCGGGUUGUGAGGUCUUUUUUGCGAGGCAUCCUGACAAGAGGCCCCGACGGGCCACGGCGUUGGGUAUGCAGGAUGGGAUGGGGAAGUCGGCUAGGGAUCGUACCACGCCUCUGACAGUGCAAGCCGGAUCUUUCCCCGGCGACGAUAGAGUCUCUCUCGACGAGGAUGAAUGGGGCGCUGGGAUGUUAAGCGGGAACCUCUUCGUCGGCGUCUCGAGGGGCGGGAGACUUCUCGUCUGUCCAAACUGGCACAAAUUGUGCGCGGAGAAGAACAAGAAGAAGAACCUCAUCCAGAUCAUCGAUUGCGACUCGGACGGAUCGAGUUUCGACCUUGGAGGGUGGUUGUCUGUCCGCGAUCACCGGGUCAUGUUCGAAAUCCAGGAUUUGAUCUACAUCAUCGGCUUGACAGACGAUGACCACGUGCAAGCAUCGAAUCCCACCCAUCAGGAAGACGAAGGGGUGCUACUUGCACGUCCCUCCUUCACCACAGCAACAUCCAUCAAGCCCCAACUCGCCAACCCGGUGAGUUUCAUGGGCCUCUACGAGGAUUGCAUCAUGAGCACAUAUACCACGUUGCAUUAUCGUUGGCGGCGUGAAGAGGGCGAAGGUGGUGCACCGGGUCCUUUGCGGGCGUUGAAUCGCAUUUUCCAGACGAAGGCGGUGAGGGUGUUGAGUUUGGCGCCGGAGUUGGAUGGGGAUGAGGAGGUGGAGGGAGAGAGUGGGGAUGGGGAGGAAAGCUUGCCGGGUGUAGAUGCUACGAGGGCGGAGUUGCAUUCUUUGAUUGCGAUGUUGGCGGAGGGGGAAGAUGAUGAGGGCGAGGAUGGAGGAUAG